AUCCCUGUCCUCGAGCGACUGGAUUCAUUUGGUUCCGCUGCUUUGGAGGCAGACGCCGCCGUCUAAUCAGGCACCCACAUUCGCACAUCAAAAUUCGUCCGGUUAGCACGUUUUCCCUUCGUCAGAUUGUUCCAUUCAAAAAAAGUCUAGUGAUCGCUGAGUGUUGUCCGUGAAGGGGAUAAAAAAUGGCAUUGUUCCGAGUAUCGACAACCAAAGGACUUGAGCUCCAAAAAGCCCUGUCUCAGAUCUGCAGACAAUUCAGCGAUGCGUCGACUGAUCUCAAAGCGGUUAUGGCCGCUAAAAUACCAAAGGAACAGGAGCGGGUCAAGAACUUCAGGAAGACUCACGGCAACACCAAAGUCGGAGAAGUCACCGUCGACAUGAUGUACGGUGGUAUGAGAGGCAUCAAGGGUUUGGUGUGCGAAACUUCGGUGCUGGACGCCGACGAGGGCAUCAGGUUCCGUGGUCUUUCCAUUCCCGAGUGCCAGAAGCUGCUUCCCAAAGCUCCAGGCGGUGCCGAACCAUUGCCAGAAGGUCUCUUCUGGCUGUUGAUGACAGGAGACGUGCCGACCGAUGCUCAGGUGAAACAAUUGUCGAAGCAAUGGGCGGAACGCGCCGAUCUCCCCGCCCACGUGGUGACCCUUCUAAACAACAUGCCAAACACCGUGCACCCAAUGUCACAGUUCAGCGCCGCCGUAACUACCCUGAACAGCGAGAGCAAGUUCGCCAAGGCUUACGCCAGCGGCGUUCACAAGUCCAAAUACUGGGAAUACGUGUACGAGGACAGUAUGGAUCUGAUCGCCAAACUGCCCGUCAUUGCCGCCACCAUCUACCGCAACACCUUCAAGGACGGCAGCGGCAUCGGCGCCAUCGACACAUCCAAGGAUUGGUCCUGCAACUUCACCCACAUGCUCGGCUACGAUGAUCCUCAAUUCAUCGAACUGAUGCGUCUCUACCUCACCAUUCACAGUGACCACGAGGGCGGCAACGUUUCUGCCCACACCGUCCAUCUUGUCGGAUCCGCCCUCAGCGACCCCUACCUCUCCUUCGCCGCCGGACUCAACGGUCUUGCCGGACCACUCCACGGCCUGGCCAACCAAGAAGUUUUGGUUUGGUUGCAAAAAUUGCGCCAGCAAGUCGGUGACAAGGCCACCGAAGAGCAACUCAAAGAGUUCAUUUGGAAGACCCUCAAGUCCGGCCAGGUCGUUCCCGGCUACGGUCACGCCGUCCUCAGAAAAACCGACCCGAGGUAUACGUGCCAAAGAGAAUUCGCCCUCAAGCACUUGCCCAAUGACCCGCUCUUCCAGCUGGUCUCCAACGUCUAUAAAGUGGUGCCACCAAUCCUGUUGGAACUUGGAAAGGUCAAGAACCCAUGGCCCAAUGUAGAUGCUCACUCUGGUGUCCUCUUACAGUAUUACGGACUUUCAGAAAUGAACUAUUACACCGUGCUGUUCGGCGUGUCUAGGGCUCUCGGUGUCUUGGCCUCCAUGGUCUGGGACCGCGCUCUUGGCCUGCCCAUCGAAAGACCAAAGUCCUUGUCCACGGACGGUUUGAUGAAAGCCCUCAAAGCAGCUUAAACACAAACUUUCUCCGAUGAUUUUGUUUUAAGAAAAAAAGAAACCAAUCAAAAAUCAACAUCACCAGUAGCAGGAACUAUAUAGAAUUAGUCACAACAACACAACCCCAAUUUUAUAAGGAAUCAUCAACGAACAGCAACAAUCACGGAUUAGUAGUAAUACAAUAAUCGCCAUCAUCUCACGUUUGUUACCAUUUUUGUUUCUUUGUAAUUUAAUUUAGAGUAAAACAAAAGCAAAAUUAAAAACAUUUUUAAGAGAAAGCGAAGCAAUCAGGAGGGAUUCAAACUAAAUGCAAAAUGUACAAUCAUGGAAUACUGAAGCUAUAUAUGUAUAAUAUAUUUUGACUAUUUAUUAAUUAA
Nicrophorus vespilloides is the source of this 1936-nucleotide messenger RNA. Its product is annotated as probable citrate synthase 2, mitochondrial. NCBI's taxonomy places the organism in Eukaryota, Metazoa, Arthropoda, Insecta, Coleoptera, Silphidae. Gene Ontology annotation, cellular component: mitochondrial matrix. The record is from RefSeq and is a predicted model, not a curated record. Gene Ontology annotation, biological process: carbohydrate metabolic process; citrate metabolic process; tricarboxylic acid cycle. The transcript has 6 exons. The coding region runs from base 186 to 1577 and encodes 463 amino acids.